Molecule: messenger RNA, 882 nt
Organism: Durusdinium trenchii
Lineage: Eukaryota; Dinophyceae; Suessiales; Symbiodiniaceae
Source: the annotation of a GenBank genome assembly
AUGUUCACCGGCGGCAUGCCGCCUGGAGGGCGUUUGCCAGGCUUCUGGCUGAGUGCACCAAACAUUGUGCCUGUCUUCCGUGGUCAGCAUGACAAGGUGCCAGUGGAAGCGUUCUCCAUCGAUUGCCGACCCUAUCAACCUGGAACCUGGAACGAGGCAGAACUCUUCGACCGCAUGAGGAGCACCUACGACACGUUUGGUGUUGUGAGGUUGACCAACACCGGCCUUACUGAAGCCAAAGAGAUGCAUCGAUAUGCACGGGCCGUGGUGAAGAAGCAAAUGAAAUACGAAGGUGGCGCCAAUCCACGUGAAGGGAUCAUCGAGAACGUCUUUGAGGUGGGAGCACCCAACGAUGCCUGGCUACACUACCAUCACGAGAUGGCUUACAACCAACACAGCAUGAAGAACUUGGCCUUUUGCAGCAUCAAGGCGACUCCUGGCAAGGGCGACACAUACUUGUCCGAGAACAUGUCAGUCACCGACUCCUUGAUGCAGACGGACCUGGGACGAAAGCUCCGCUACAUUCGAUGCCUGACAGAUCGAGAAGCAUACGAGGUUUACAACCACUGGCAGCUGUCUUUCGGCGUGGAGACGCCGGAAGAAGCCGAGCGUGUGGCGCGCGAGUGCGGUUUGGACGUGGAGUGGUGUGAGGAUCCUCUUAAACCAGAAUCUAAGCGAUACAUGAAGACCAAGCUUACAAUCAGCGCCUUUGAGUACUGUCCAUCCGUGGGGAGGAAUGUUCUCUACAGCAGCAUUGCAGAUCACAACAUGUGGUUUGACACCUGGAAGGGCGUGCAUGAUGUUCCACCAGCCAAGCGUCCUCUUCAAAUGACCUUCGGUGAUGGCACACCCUUCACGCAGCUUGGUGCAAGAGCAGAGUGA